Molecule: messenger RNA, 351 nt
Organism: Anopheles maculipalpis
Lineage: Eukaryota; Metazoa; Arthropoda; Insecta; Diptera; Culicidae
Exons: 3
Coding region: 1-351 (116 amino acids)
Source: RefSeq, a predicted model, not a curated record
AUGAAACCGGCUAUCAACCGUUCCGUUGCGCUCGUUGCACUGCUGGUGCUGUUUGCUUGCUUGGCGUCAAUUUCGCAGGCCUACGUUUACAUCAUUCCCAACGCCAAAAGUCCCGAUCAAGAAGGUUUUUGCUACGAUGCAACGCUAAAACUAUCCGUUCCCGUUAACGAAAUUCGACAACGGCCGGAGAAGUGUGAGUCGAUGAGCUGUGGCAGUGACUACUCGCUGCAUGUUGCAGGAUGUGGAGUCGUAGCGGCUGGACCAGGAAUGAUCGUUACGAAGACGGAUUAUUCUAAGCCCUACCCGGAAUGCUGCCCACAUGUCGAGAUGGACUCGAAUAAUUUUGUAUGA